AUAAAUAUUUUUAUAAUCAAGCACCCUUCUUCACCCACUGGUUGCGGUGUUUUUCCGCGCUUUCACUCCUCUCUUCCUUUGCCCUUUCCGAUCGUUCUCUCUGCUACUGAGAACCCUAAGUGUGCGGAGAGAGUGGAUAAAAUCUUCACGAUGGAUAUAGAUGCUGAGAUCCAGUCUAGCAUUCAGUCUCUGCAGUUGGACUCUGCAGGAAAUAAUGAAGUGGCUGCUUCAGAUGAAGUUAAAGCAGAAGAGAGUGAAAAAUGGGAUGCAGUGGAAGAAGAUGUCAAGGACGAGGUGGUUUCAGAUCCCAAGGAUGAGCCCCCAUCAAACCCUGAGCCAUUGCAUGUGGAGCCAAAAGUGAAGGAUAAAGAAAUGACUGCUCGACAGAUUGCUCAAGAGAGAGAUGAAAAAGAAGAAAACAAGAAGCGACAUCUGAAUGUUGUGUUUAUUGGCCAUGUUGAUGCCGGCAAGUCCACGACUGGAGGGCAGAUACUUUUCCUUAGUGGUCAGGUUGAUGAUCGAACAAUCCAGAAAUAUGAGAAAGAAGCAAAGGAUAAGAGUCGAGAAAGUUGGUACAUGGCGUAUAUUAUGGACACCAAUGAGGAGGAGCGUGUAAAGGGAAAGACAGUGGAGGUUGGUAGAGCACAUUUUGAGACGGAGACCUCAAGGUUUACCAUUCUGGAUGCACCGGGUCACAAAAGUUAUGUUCCAAACAUGAUCAGUGGGGCAUCUCAAGCAGAUGUUGGGGUCCUGGUAAUAUCUGCUCGUAAAGGUGAAUUUGAAACUGGAUAUGAGAGAGGUGGGCAGACCCGUGAACAUGUCCAACUUGCGAAGACUUUGGGUGUAUCCAAGUUGCUUGUUGUUGUCAACAAAAUGGAUGAUCCUACAGUGGGAUGGUCUAAAGAAAGAUACGAUGAAAUAGAAUCAAAGAUGACACCUUUCCUAAAAUCAUCAGGUUAUAAUGUGAAGAAAGAUGUUCAAUUUCUUCCAUUAUCUGGUUUAGUUGGCUCUAACAUGAAAACUAGAGUCAACAAGAGUAUGUGCCCAUGGUGGAAUGGUCCAUGCCUAUUUGAAGCUUUAGAUGCUGUAGAACUUCCUCCACGAGAUCCAAAAGGCCCAGUCAGGUACAGAAACAAUUUAGAUUGAUUGUUGGGUUGAAUU
Messenger RNA from Macadamia integrifolia, 1161 nucleotides. Its product is annotated as eukaryotic peptide chain release factor GTP-binding subunit ERF3A. The transcript is spliced from 12 exons. NCBI's taxonomy places the organism in Eukaryota, Viridiplantae, Streptophyta, Magnoliopsida, Proteales, Proteaceae. Gene Ontology annotation, cellular component: translation release factor complex. Gene Ontology annotation, biological process: translation. Gene Ontology annotation, molecular function: translation release factor activity; GTPase activity; GTP binding. The record is from RefSeq and is a predicted model, not a curated record. Bases 151 to 1146 code for a protein of 331 amino acids.